Trichoderma citrinoviride is the source of this 1335-nucleotide messenger RNA. RefSeq names its product apurinic/apyrimidinic endonuclease-like protein. The record is from RefSeq and is a predicted model, not a curated record. NCBI's taxonomy places the organism in Eukaryota, Fungi, Ascomycota, Sordariomycetes, Hypocreales, Hypocreaceae. Gene Ontology annotation, cellular component: mitochondrion; nucleus. Gene Ontology annotation, biological process: base-excision repair. Gene Ontology annotation, molecular function: DNA-(apurinic or apyrimidinic site) endonuclease activity; zinc ion binding; phosphoric diester hydrolase activity. Bases 1 to 1335 code for a protein of 444 amino acids. The transcript is spliced from 3 exons.
AUGCCUCGGCCCACCAGAGGCAGUCGAACAGCAAUCAAGCGCGAAGAACUAGACGACGACGGCAUCAUCGACUCCAAGCCAGCAAAGCCCAUCGUAUCCAGGCCAAAGCGAAAAGCAGAGGCCGAUUCAGACGACGACGACGCCAAACCUCUCGUCAACGGCUCCCCGAAGAAGGAAGUGCAGCAGAAGAAGAAGCGCAAGUCGAAAGCAGUCAAAGAAGAAGAAGAAGAAGCAAUGGUCCUCGCAGAGAGAACGGCCGUGUCUACCCUGGCCAGGGCCAUGUACAUUGGCGCCCACGUCAGUGCUGCAGGAGGCGUCCACAACUCCGUGACCAACGCCCUCCACAUUGGCGCAAACUCCUUCGCCCUGUUCCUCAAGUCCCAGCGCAAAUGGGCCAACCCGCCCAUGACGCCCGACGCCCAGAACGGCUUCAUCAGCCAGUGCAAGCAGCACCGCUACCUCGCAAACGAGCACGUCCUGCCCCACGGCUCGUACCUCGUCAACCUCGCGCAGGCAGACGCCGACAAGGCCCAGCAGGCCUACGACAGCUUCGUCGACGACCUCGCGCGGUGCGAGCAGCUGGGCAUCAGGCUGUACAACUUCCAUCCGGGGUCCACGGGGGGAGACGCCAAGGCCGCGGCCAUCGGGAGGAUAGCCGCGCAGCUGAACAGGGCGCACAAGGCGACCACGACGGUCGUCACGGUGCUGGAGAACAUGGCGGGCAGCGGCAACGUCGUGGGCUCGACGUGGGAGGACCUGAGGGACAUUAUAGCUCUCGUGGAGGACAAGGCGCGGGUGGGAGUAUGCAUCGAUACGUGCCAUGCCUUUGCCGCCGGCUACGACCUGCGGACCCCCGAGGCCUUCAAGAGGACGGUCGAUUCGUUCAACGACAUUGUCGGUGCCAAGUAUCUCAAAGCCUUCCACCUAAACGACAGCAAAGCCCCCCUCAACUCCAACCGAGACCUCCACGCCAACAUCGGCACCGGCUUCCUCGGCCUCCGCGCCUUCCACAACGUAAUGAACCACCCGGACUUCCAAGACAAGCCCAUGGUGCUCGAGACGCCCAUCGAGAGAAAGACGCCCGACGGCAAGACGGUCGAGGACAAGCAGGUCUGGGCCGACGAGAUCAAGCUCCUCGAGAGCCUCGUCGGCAUGGACCCCGACACCAAGGAGUUUGCGCGGCUCGAGGCGGAGCUGCAGGCCAGGGGCGCGGACGAGAGGCGCCGGAUCCAGGAGCAGGUCGACAAGAAGGCGAGCAAGGGGGCGAAGAAGAAGACGGGGAAGACGAAGAAGGGGGUGAAGAAGGAGGAGACGAGUGAUGGGGAGAGUUGUUGA